Molecule: messenger RNA, 1701 nt
Organism: Torulaspora globosa
Lineage: Eukaryota; Fungi; Ascomycota; Saccharomycetes; Saccharomycetales; Saccharomycetaceae
Gene: TDP1
Product: tyrosyl-DNA phosphodiesterase 1
Exons: 1
Coding region: 1-1701 (566 amino acids)
Biological process (GO): double-strand break repair; single strand break repair
Cellular component (GO): nucleus
Molecular function (GO): 3'-tyrosyl-DNA phosphodiesterase activity; single-stranded DNA binding; double-stranded DNA binding
Source: RefSeq, a predicted model, not a curated record
AUGCCACAGAUAGUGUCAGUCCCUUCAAGCCAAGAAUCUCAGGUCAAGGGAUGCUUGAAGACCAAUGUGGUAUUGGGAGAAAUAGGUAGACUGGAAAUGGAGAUAUCUGAGUGCAGAAGAGCUGUUGCUGAGCGGUGGAGCAAGGUAGAAUACCGUCAGACGCAAAUCAAAUCUGAUACUGCAGAAUGCAAUGAUGAUAGCGCUGUGAGCACUGAUGUUGAGGGUUAUUCGGAUGAGAGAGUUUUGAAGAAGGUUAAGCGAGAGGUUAUAGAUCUUACCGCUUCCGAUGAAGAGAUAGAGACGCCGAUAAGCUCUGAUUUCAAGCUUGUGCGGUCUGAAGUUUUAGAUUCGAACGUUGCAUCUAGCCAUUUCAUCAGCUUUGACCAGAUAUUCGGCGAUAAAACUCUGAAGAAAAGCAUUCUCUUUAGCUAUCAAUAUGAGUUGGAUUUUUUGCUGGCCCGCUUCCACGGCAAGGUGGAGGAGAUAAUCCUUGUCGCGCAGACGGGCACUAUUCGACCAUCUUCAGCACCUGCAGCGAUCGCUCUGACCGAUCGGCUGUCGAUUAUAGAGUUCAACAUGCCUCAGUUCACUUGCCAUCAUUCCAAGAUGGUUAUUAAUUUUUAUGACGACGGUUCCUGUCGAAUUUUCAUGCCCUCCAACAAUUUUACAUACGCAGAAGCUAACUAUCCACAGCAGGUUUGUUGGUGUAGCCCGCGGUUGGAACGAGCCAGAGACGCUUAUGUGCGAGGGUUUUCAGCUUUCCAAGACAGUCUUCUCGACUAUCUUGGCACCUACAAGCUGAGAAAAAUCUCGGAAAGGGUUGUUUCGAGCAUCAAAACUGUCGAUUUUUCUCCAUUACAAGACGUAACUUUCGUCUUUUCUUCUCCAAGCAACGAGAUAGCAUCCGGACUCCAGAGCCUGGCCAAAAUCAUCUCUGGAGGCGCGCGUGAUGAGGCUGGUGGACGCGCGUACCACUACCUGUGUCAAUCAUCCACGAUAGGUGCAGCCGUCUCAAAGAAAACUCAUGCGAAUUUGUUCACCCAUGUGUUCAUACCUAUUCUACAUGGUAUAAUUUCGCCGAAAUCGAAGUUACUGAGUACUGAGGCUCUCCUGAACGAGUUCAAGGUGAGACAUAUAGUGCCACACCUGGUCUAUCCCACUGUCGAAGAGAUAAGAACGUCACCGCUGGGGUGGCUUUGUUCGGGCUGGUUCCACUUCAAUUACAACAGGGAUAUGGCUCACUACAACAUGCUCUCAAAACAGUUUAGCGUCUUUCGCAAGCAGGAUUCGCGGCGAGUGUCCCAAAACAGGAGAACGACUCCUUCACAUUCGAAAUUUUAUAUGAAAUUUACAACGGAGCUUGAGGCCGAGCUAGGAACUUCCAUGGGCCUCGACUGGUGUCUAUACACUUCAUCUAACCUGAGUCGAACCGCUUGGGGGACCGGCACCGCACGUCCGCGAAACUACGAAGUUGGUGUUUUACUCAAAGCGGGCGCGAGGGAGCUGAUCUGCCGAAGCUUCACCGACGUUACUUACAGAGAUUCCUCAAAUUUCAAGCUCAAACCCAAUUCCCAGCUUGUGCUGGUGCCAUUUACACUUCCGGUUAUACCGUAUGACGCCAAGCAAGCGGACGAAGCAUUUUGCAUGAGCAAAGAUUACGACCUUAAUGAUAUAGAUGGAAUGCCAUAUCCCCACAACUAA